UAGAAUGGUAUAAUGUACUGAAAUUAUUCGUUUCUUAUUAAUUGAAUCCCUUCAGUCUCAAAGAAGACCACGUAUUGCUAUGUCGGGACAAGAUACGGGGAUCUUGAUUGGUGGGCUCAGCAGGGAUGCGUGAAUACUGUUACAUCUGGGCUAGGGCGGGGUGUCUGGUCUUUGACAACACUGAGUGAUUUAUAACUGCAUUUACUAGCCCGAGUCCCCGGAUCAAGUGAAGAAAAUGAUACAACGUUACGAAUGCAAUUUGAUAUCAAUCUAAGACUUGAGACCAAAGCACGCUGCGCGCGCAUUUACAUCACACGACGGAAGUGCCCAGCAGAAACAUCGAGGAAAAAGCGACAACGGAGUGAAAACGAAGCGGAAUUAGUCAAUGAGAGUGAGUGAGGGAGGAGAGGAGAGAGUGGAGGAAAGAAAGGAGAGUAGGCUAUUCGGCUGCAGGGUUCGGUCGAGGUGGACGUGGCGAGUCCGAUUCAGUUUGAAGCCAAGCAAUUGUGGCGACCGAAAGCCGAAGCCUAAAAAGCCAUGAAUCGAAGAAACCGCAGGGGCUUUGAAGAUAGGUGUAGCUCCUAACCCGAAGUAGAAGGCUUGGCGUCACAACGAGCCGUGCUGUCAGAGGGACACGCGUGGUCUCCGGCUCUUUCCAGGGGCGAAGUAGUGCCAUUCUCCGACCCGCUACCGGCCUAACUGGAGACCGGGUGCAUUGGGUCUCUGCAGCCAUGGCGGAGCCGGAGACUGAGUGCAUGGCCCUAGGACUCGGCACGCUGCACGCAUCCGAGUGUGGCUCGCCGCCGCUGGACCCACUCCGCCCCCAGUGCACCUCACCCACCCUCCAUCUGCUGUCGUCCGACUGCGGUACUCUGAACUCGCUGGAGGCGGAAGUGGCCGAGCCCAUGGUCAUGCUACCCUGCGUGAAGACUGAGCCCGUGGAUGAGCUGGAUCCCAUCCGCACCGUGGACCUGUCGGAGAUCCAGCCACUCAGCACGGCUGAGCUGGGCCACGACCAGAUCAAGAUGGAGAUCAGCGGGCUGGACUACAUCAAGUCAGAGCACCGUGGCCACGACCUGCACUGCUUCCACAGCUCGGACUACGAGAGGGACUCGUACGAGAGAGACUCGUACUCUAUGAAGUCCCACUACGAGCCCAGCUUGGUGUUUGACUACAUCACCCACGUGUCGGACAGCCUGGACUACAUCAAGUCGGAGCAGCACGCGGACCUGCAAUGUUACUAUACGACCGAGCUUGGGGCCAUCAAGACCGCGUACGAGCCCAACCUGAUGCACAGUCACAUCAAGACCGAGAUGAGCCUGGAGUCCAUACACAUGGCCGAGCUCCGGACCGAGUUGAACAAGCUCAGCCACGAUGGGGUCAUGGAAGGCCAUAGGCUGGACAACGAGUUCCAGGGUGCCGGAGGCCUCUUCGAGCUACAGUCCGCCCAGCCGGGCAAAGGGCCGGGCAGUGCGGGCACAAAAGGGCACAGCACGGCCCCGCGCAAGCCUCGCAACCUCAGUGGCGAGAAGCCCUUUUCUUGCACCCAGUGUGGGAAAAAUUUCAGCACUCUGGGAAACCUCAAGACACACCAGCGCAUCCACACGGGGGAGCGGCCGUAUACCUGCUCGCAGUGCGGCAAGAGCUUUGGCCAGGCAGGGAACCUAAAGAGGCACCAGCUCAUCCACACCGGUCAGAAGCCCUACGUCUGCGCCCACUGUCCCAAGGGCUUCACAAAAGCGGACGACCUCCGCUCACACCAGCGUCUACACACCGGCGAGAAGCCCUUCUGUUGCCUCCAGUGUGGCAAGAGCUUUGGGCAGUCCAAGGAGCUCAAAGCCCAUCAGCUAAGCCACACCGGCGAGAGGCCCUUCUGCUGCCAACACUGUGGGAAGAGCUUUACCAAGGAAAUGAGCUACCGCAACCACCUGCAGAUCCACACAGGCGAGAAACCGUACUGCUGCUCUCAGUGCGGGAAGACAUUCAGCAACUCGGGGGUCCUCAAAACGCACGAGAAGAUACAUUCCGGUGUGAGGCCGUUCGGCUGCACGCAGUGUGGCAAGAGCUUUGGCCGCUUGGGACAUCUUAAAGCACACCAGCAAAUCCACACUGGGGAGCGACCUUUCGCCUGCCUCCAGUGUGGGAAGAACUUCAGCCAGUCUGGCCAUCUCAAAGCACAUGAGCAAAUUCACAAACGGGAGAGAUCAGACAUGAGCAGUAGCAGCUCUAGCAGCAGUGGCAGUAGUAGCAGCCGUAGUACUGACAGUAGCUAAAUACCUUUUAAUAACCUCUUCAAAGUAUUAUUCCUUCUUUUUUUUAUAAAUACUAUAUAUAAAUAUAUAUGUUUUCCCUUACACUUUUCUUACGUUUUUUCAUACCUUUUGUGCUUUUUGCAUUCUGUUCUUUCGGGGGUCAACUUGUGACUGAUUUGCGAUUAUGCAAUUCUCUGUGUUGAGAUCAGUGAACUUACUAAGGGACUUGUAGAAAACUUUGUAUAUCUCGUUUGAUCUGUGUUGUAGUGAGUGACAUUCCAGUUUCUUUCCUCAAGUAAAUUCACUCACGAUGUACACGCUUAUUGAUAACAUGUAAUUCCUAAACCAUGUACUGAAAAUAAUUAUUAAAGAAACUAAUGUAA
Molecule: messenger RNA, 2635 nt
Organism: Esox lucius (northern pike)
Lineage: Eukaryota; Metazoa; Chordata; Actinopteri; Esociformes; Esocidae
Exons: 3
Coding region: 732-2273 (513 amino acids)
Biological process (GO): regulation of transcription by RNA polymerase II
Cellular component (GO): nucleus
Molecular function (GO): RNA polymerase II transcription regulatory region sequence-specific DNA binding; DNA-binding transcription factor activity, RNA polymerase II-specific
Source: RefSeq, a predicted model, not a curated record